CCAAAACAAGGAAAUGAAGGGAGGAGGCGGGACUGUGGGUGCCUGCGGGAGCCGCCGCCGCCGCCGCGGAGGAGGAGGAGGCGGAGGAGGUGGCUGCCGCGGCCGCCGAGGAGUCCCUUGCUGAAGGCAGACCGCGGAGCGGCGGGCGGCGCGCGCGCGCCCGAGCGACGGCUGUUCGAGAAGUGGAGCGGCGGCGGCGGAGGAGGGACUGAGUGGCGGCGGCCCCCGCGUCCCGGUUUCUCUAUGGGGGAAGCAGACAAUGGAUUAUGAUUUCAAGGCGAAGCUGGCGGCGGAGCGGGAGCGGGUGGAGGAUCUGUUUGAGUACGAAGGGUGCAAAGUGGGACGCGGCACCUACGGGCACGUCUACAAGGCGAGGCGGAAAGAUGGAAAAGAUGAAAAGGAAUAUGCACUUAAGCAAAUCGAAGGCACAGGAAUAUCUAUGUCGGCUUGUAGAGAGAUUGCACUUUUGAGAGAACUGAAGCACCCUAAUGUGAUCGCACUGCAGAAGGUGUUCCUUUCUCACAGCGAUAGGAAGGUGUGGCUGCUGUUUGACUAUGCAGAACAUGACCUUUGGCAUAUUAUUAAGUUUCACCGUGCAUCAAAAGCAAAUAAAAAGCCCAUGCAGUUACCAAGAUCCAUGGUUAAGUCGCUGCUGUACCAGAUCCUCGAUGGUAUCCAUUACCUCCACGCAAACUGGGUGCUCCACAGGGACCUGAAACCAGCAAAUAUCCUAGUAAUGGGAGAAGGUCCUGAAAGGGGGAGAGUCAAAAUAGCUGACAUGGGUUUUGCCAGAUUAUUCAAUUCUCCUCUAAAGCCACUUGCAGAUUUGGAUCCAGUAGUCGUGACAUUUUGGUAUCGGGCUCCAGAACUUUUACUCGGUGCCAGGCAUUACACAAAGGCCAUCGACAUCUGGGCAAUAGGCUGCAUAUUCGCUGAGCUCUUGACUUCCGAACCCAUUUUUCACUGUCGUCAGGAAGAUAUAAAAACAAGCAAUCCUUUUCAUCACGAUCAACUGGAUCGAAUAUUUAGUGUCAUGGGGUUUCCUGCAGAUAAAGACUGGGAAGAUAUUAGAAAAAUGCCAGAGUACCCAACACUUCAAAAAGACUUUCGAAGAACAACGUAUGCCAACAGCAGCCUCAUAAAGUACAUGGAGAAACACAAGGUCAAGCCUGACAGCAAAGUGUUCCUUCUGCUUCAGAAACUCCUCACCAUGGAUCCAACCAAGAGAAUUACCUCAGAGCAGGCUCUGCAGGACCCUUACUUCCAGGAAGACCCCCUGCCAACAUUAGAUGUGUUCGCUGGCUGCCAGAUUCCAUACCCCAAAAGAGAGUUCCUCAAUGAAGAUGAACCGGAAGAGAAAGGUGACAAGAACCAGCCACAGCAGCAGAACCCACAUCAGCAGCCUGUAGCCCCCCAACAGCAGGCAGCAGCCCCCACACAGGCUCCUCCACCACAGCAGAGCAGUGCCCAGACCAAUGGAACUGCUGGGGGAGCCACUACCGGUGGCGGGGCCGCUGGAGCCGGUCUGCAGCACAGCCAGGACUCUGGGCUGAAUCAGGUGCCUCCAAACAAGAAGCCCCGGAUUGGGCCUUCGGGUGCAAACUCAGGCGGGCCUGUUAUGCCAUCGGAUUAUCAGCACUCCAGUUCUCGCCUGAAUUACCAAAGCAGCGUUCAGGGGUCCUCUCAGUCCCAGGGUACCCUAGGCUACUCGUCAUCUCAGCAGAGUACCCAGUACCACCCGUCUCACCAGGCCCACCGGUACUGACCCACUGCCCGCUUGGCCUCGGGGAGCACAGAGCCGGCGGCAGGGUGGUUUCUGCAAUACAAAGAACCCCACGCUGAAGACUGACGUCAUGCAAAGCGCAGAUGUGUGAGAGGGAACCUUUGCAUGCUAAGUAUUUUGAAGGACGAAUAUCUCUUCUUCGUUGACUUAAAGAAGAGUCUUGUGAAGUGUCCCCAGCCCUCUUCCCCGCAUGAAUUCCUCUCUGACUUUCCUGAUGAAGCGUCUUUUCUACCCCAGCACUUCUGCAUCCUUCAGCAGUCUCUGGAGGAGUUUCUGGUGCACCUUUCUCACGCUGUAGCAAUCAUUAUAAUUUAUCUUGUCUUAGGAUCUCAAUGUUCUAGGAACAGGGCUCCAGUGCUGUAAAGUUUUGUACUUCAUGAACUGAUCUAGCAACACCAGUCAAAUGCACCUUUUAAAGCACUACACAGUCUUCACAGACUAACUGCUUUGCUCUUGGAAGUCUUAAAAAGAAACUGUUACUGUCCCAAAGUACUUUACUAUUAUGUUCUAUUUAUCUCUUUCAGGGAAGGUUAGUGAAAGACACGUGUGGGACAGACCGUGCCCACAACCAAAAACAGCUUAGGUCUUUGCAGCUACCUGCUUAUGCUAUGAAGAACUGAAGUACUUGGUGGUUUUUAUAUAAUCAUUCAUGGGGAACUCAGUUCCCAGAAUCAUCAUAUUCUGAAUAAUAUUCAGUGAUUAAAAUUAUAAUUUUAACUUCAUGUAGCUAAGUCUACUUUAAAAGAGGUUUCAAGAGCUUUGAUGGAAUCCAGUCCUUUGGGACUCACCUGGAAGUCUGAAGAGACUGUUUCCUGCACUAGGACCUCACAAGGAGUCAUGCUGAUCAAAGCGCGCUUCGUCCACUUGAGGGAAAAGCUUUUUCCAUGUACAUCUCGGAGCUUCUCUCAAGGCGCUGCUGGUUCUUCAGUCUCUUCAUGUCUGGUCAGCAUGAGUAACUUUGUUUCAUAAUCAAGGAUGCUCAGAUAGAAGCCUGUUAACUCAUCUGCAGUGUUCUCCAUUUGUAUGGACAGAGCAUAAAGUGACUAUUUUUAAAGCAUGUUAAACUUUUAGGUUUCAUUCAUGUUCGAAGUGUGUAUUAUGUAUGCAUAAUUUUGCUGUUACUGAGACUUAACGCUGUCAAGAACCUUUUUUAUUGCACUGAAUGCUUUCUUUUGCCCCUAGGAAGAAACUUAAUAAUUGUGCCUACGAACUAUGGGCAGAUAGUGUGAAGUAGAUGAGGUGAAGAUUUGCAUUUCCGUGAUCUACGAAUUAGAGGGGGUCCUUCCUUAGCUCCUUCUGAGGACCCCCACACACCUCCAGAGUCGAGGAAACGUAAAGGCUUAGCACUCCCAUUGCAGUGCAGGGCCAGGAUACCCUGUUCUGAUGCCCCUGCAGUGCCCAGCCUUGUUCUCCAUGGUUGUUGAGCUAGAAUAAAAUAGCCAGUUGUUGUAUAUGCAAACUAUAUGAUUUUUAAAAACUAUUCUUGUGAACCUAUCUACCUGGUUCUGAUACUCUGGGGUCCAUAUACAAGUAAACUAGGAUUUUUUAGAAGCCAGUAUACAUUUUGCACUAUUGAUGUAAUACUGUAGCCAGCCAGGAUCAUACUGAUUUCAGCAUAUUUAUGCUUAUAAAUAGUAAUACAGGCUUAUAGUGACAAGCAUACCAGGGCCGAACAUGAAGGCAUCGACACGUGACAUGCUUCGUUGGGAGGAAUUUCUGACCGUCUCCUUAGAUUUCUUUUUAUCCCUUAUAUCUUUUUUAAAAUAAGGAUCAGCCUACUGCAUCGUGUUGCUAUCCAUAUAAAGUUCUGUCCCGUGCCCUGGAGCCCUUUGUCCAGGGCCACUGUUCCCUUAUCACAGGCCCAGUGCUCUGCUGGGUGGGAAAACAGAGAGCAGGAGACAUUUCCUUGUUACAGCCAAUCCCGUGACAAUAAACUCAUGUGGGAGUGUCAGGUGCCAUGAAGGUCCUUUUGUUUACUUCUGAACCCACUUGGAUAACCAAGCUUCCUUCUGCAUUUUAUGGUAAACAGUGUUACGGGGAAGCAGGUCUGUCUGACCACUGAGGAGAAAGCCGGUGAUGAGCCGUCACACAGGCAUCUAUGCAUAUUUGAGUUCACAGCAGCAGGCAGCAGCAGGUGGUGGCCCCUGUGGAUAGCGUAUUGUACUAGGUGGUUGUGGAAAGUGACAAUGAAAACAAGCCCUGCUCUGGCCCUCGAGUAAGCUCCAUAGUAACAGGCAUUAGACCAGUCUGUGUGUAUCCAUAGUAACAGGCAUUAGACCAGUCUGUGUGUAUCCAUAGGUAUAUAUUAGGACAGUGCUCUACACAGACUGGAUCCACAGUUCGGCCAUGUGCACUCACACAUUCAUAGGACUGUUCUGGUAAAACUGACUCACACAGGGCACUUUGUCAUUCGCUCCCAGUAUCUGUUUUCCAGGACAAAGCCAGAAACCUUCGCUGUAUAUACAACUGGGCUCCACAUCGCUGCACUGAUUCUGACCCUUUGAGUGUCCCUUCUUCCUCAGGGUGGGUGAUGCGUACCUGUGCCCAGUACUCUCAGAAAUGAUUUCUGUUUGUCCUUUCCUUUCUCUGUCAAGGAAGCAAAGCCUUUUGUAUUCAUUAAGGCCAUAGUCCAUGGGUUGGGACCUCUAAUAGGACCAUGGGACCCAUGGAGCUCCUUAAGGGUGGAGUUUACCUCCGUGAGCCUUGAGUGAUGGUAUUUCUCUUUGACCGUUUAUUAGAUACUAUUUUAUUCUCUAGGGACACAGGGAGGCACCCUCUGACUUAGGGGAGCUCGAGUCUAGGGAGGGAUUGAAGGGUUGAGUUGAAAGGUUUCUGUUCUUUAUAUUAAAAGUCACUUUUACCCGUAGCUUUGUGGCAAGGUGUUUGAGGGAAAAGAUUGAGGCGUUUGCGAACAGAGUAGCUCAAAGUAAGGUAGCGUGAGUCGGUAACUUGAGGCUGAAGCAAUCCCUUUGAUGAAGUAAACCAUGAAGUGAGAUGCAGAAAUCAAGGAGGGGACAAGUCUACUUUUUAUGUCUGCGCUUUGGAAACCUUAGGACUUAAGAGCUCUGACAUGCUGCACUCUGUAACACGGCUUCAUGGCGGGAAGGGAGGGCCUCACGUCCACACACGCUGGCUGCCUCGUUCCUGGCUGUCCCUAGCUGUCCCUAGCUGUCCCUGAGAUGAUGCUGUGCUUCACUAGGAGGAAAAGCAGUUGGAGAGUAAGACUUGCGGCUUGCUUGCUUCUGAGAUAUAGCAACAGCCACAUGCUGCUCCCUCGGUGACCGAGAAAGACCAUGAAGGGCCGUUGGGCUUAUGGAGACCGGAAGAAGUCCAGCACGAGUAAUAACUUUAUACAAGGUGUAGCAGUUUAGGUCCUCUUAAUCAUCAAGAAUAGUUAGAUACAGCCCCAGUCUCAGAAGUGUAUGGUCCCCGAGGCGGUACUUACCUUCCAAGCCGUUUUCAACAGGGAGUGACGCUAGCGUGUUAUAUGGGAAAUACCUAAGGCACUGUUACCACCCACAUAGUGAGUAAAUUAAUACUAUUUCAUUUAAAAAAAAAAAAAAAGCUUUGUCUGGGUAGACACUAAAAGCAUUAUAUAAAGCCAAGACUGAGAUGUCCUUUUUAAUAACAACUGAUAGUCCUUUUAUAUAUGUUACACAGUAUGUCCUUUCUAAACUAGUUUGUAUUCCUGAUAAUUCCUGUUUGUGAAGUGUACCUCUCUCUCACUUUGGUCAUUUUCUGCACGCACCCCCUCUGUAUGAUCGUAGAUACUGCCGCGGCUCUCCUUGCUCUGCUGUGAUGUGUGUACCCCAAGCCCACUGCCCCCCGAAGCCCACUCUGGGGAUGCAGGGUGUGUGGCCUCGGCGUCUUCAGAACUGGGUGCUUCUGCUCUGGAGUUACCCGGCCACCCUCCUCAGAAUGGCUGUUCCAGCUAUGAUGAGUUACGUCACAUUUAUUUUGUAUUCUUGGUUGAAAUAAAAUUUAAUUGACUUU
Messenger RNA from Rattus norvegicus (Norway rat), 5776 nucleotides. It is a transcript of the gene Cdk19, whose product is annotated as cyclin-dependent kinase 19. Gene Ontology annotation, molecular function: protein serine/threonine kinase activity; ATP binding; protein kinase activity. Gene Ontology annotation, biological process: regulation of cell cycle; regulation of transcription by RNA polymerase II. The coding region runs from base 260 to 1765 and encodes 501 amino acids. The transcript is spliced from 13 exons. Lineage: Eukaryota; Metazoa; Chordata; Mammalia; Rodentia; Muridae. The record is from RefSeq and is marked provisional. Gene Ontology annotation, cellular component: nucleoplasm; nucleus; cytosol.